AUGUCUUUGCCAACUACCAAAUUAAAGAUGUCUUUGUCAACAAAAUUAAAGAGAAAGUCGAUGAAAAUACCAAAAAUGACUGAUCCUCAAGUGGUUAAACUUCCGGCUGCUGGAUCGAUCGCAGUUGACAAGUUGAUGAGUGGUGAGAAAAAGGUAGAAGUUGAAGCGAGGGCAGAACAACACAUGGAGCAAGAAGAACAGCUACGCGAGUUGACAACAAAACCCGAUGUUUAUCAAAUCCUGCCGUAUGCCGACGAGGAUAAGAGUAAAUGCGUUGUGAAAUAUCCGAGUAAUGAUAAUAAGAAAGAACAACAUAUCGCCAAAUCUCUUGAUACUUUGACUGGCAAAGGACCGACUGUAAGACCGGAGGUCAAUCAAGAAGAACUUGAGGUAUUCCAAAAAUCUUUUGUACGAGGAAAUGAACAAACAUUGACAACUGCCGCUUCUCAAUCUCGCGGUUCGAAUCGCGGUGUACUAAACAAUCAAUUCGAAUUCCCAUUACGAGACAAGAACGAAUUAUCUGCUUCAUCACCAUCACCACGAGACAAGAACGAAUUAUCUGCGCCAUCAAAAACUAAAGAUUUUUCAUUAUCAUCAUUCACAAUAAUAAAUUCAUUAUUUCCUUUAUCUACAUCAAAGAUGCCACCAUCGCAAGACAUCAUAGAAACUUCAAUAGACACAGCUGAUAAUAAUAUCCAUAAUAAUAUUGAUCAUAAUAUUGCUAAUAAUAAUAUUGAGCAUAAUAUUGCGUUCAAUCCUACGCAUUUCUCAGAAAGCAAGUUUGAAAACGGAUGGUAUAGUGAUCCUGAGGGGAUGAAGAAAUCUGUCGAUAGUAAUUUAAAAAGCAAAGUUAAGCGUUUUCAAGAAACGAAGGGCAAAAUGCCAAUGGAUCAAUCACUAACCAACAGUAGUAACAAAAAUACAGCUCAAUACGGUUUCGCAUCAAAUAAUUUUCAAACCACUAUCGCUGCCCCGGUUCCAUUUGUUGAACCUACUGCACAAAAUUCGGAUGCGUUUUUUGCGAAAAUUUCGAGUGAAGUAGCUGCGCGGGUUGAAAGUGACAUGGAACAUCGAUUGUCGAAAUUUUUUUCGGAUGUCAAGGAGUCACUGUCGCACGAAAUAAAUAAAUUGCAGAAUGUGUUACCAAGUUCUUACGAUGAAAAACGCAAAGAACACGAGUGGAUCAAUGUGGAAGAGGCAAGAUUUGAAAAAAUACGAGACGAAUUAACCCACGUAAUAAAAGAGCAUUUGACCAAACGGGAAGCCAAAAAUCUAAAAAAUCAACAUGAACUUCAGAAUACCACAAAUAUCCUAGACAGACAUAACAAGCUACAAAAUCAACAUGAAGCUCUUCAAGAAACUUUUUAUCAGAUUCAAAAACAGUUAAUUGAUUAUAGCGAGUUGAAUUCACAAUUCAAAGAUUUACAAAACGAACACAAGCAAUCACAAAAUCAGUUGCAAUCAUACUUGCUGCGUUAUCAAGAACUACAAAAUAAACUACACACGGUAGAAAACGAAUUAAACCAAUUUCGACGCGAGAAUGUCGAGUUGGUCAGUGAAAAUGCAAAACUGUCUGAAGAGAAUCAGAGAAACAAAUUAGAACUAUUACAGCAGCAAGAGCUGACAAAUCUCGGGACCGAGUUUUCCGUGGAGCUACAACGGAAGGAUUCAUCCACCGCCUAUUUAUCAUUGGAAAAUGACUUAAACCAGGCUCGUGACGAAAUGCUUAAUCUGAACCGCGAAUACGAAGAUAAGAUAAUGAAACUUAAUGACAAGUGCCAUACUCUAACACAAGAAAAUCAAACUUUGCUUAUGGAAGAGGAAUUAUGGCUUAGCAAAGAAGCGAAAUGGAAAGAGACAGAACGCGCUCAGCAAAAAGAAAUACAUGAGAAGAAUUAUUCGUGGAUGGUUAAAGAAGAAGCACACCGAGCGAAAUGCCAAGAAUUGGAAAAUAAAAUUCGUGAGUUGCAAUUAACUUUAGAUAAAAACAAGGAAAUCGAAAAGGAUCGGAUCCGCGACAAUGAGUCUUCUCAAAAAGAAAUUAUACAACUACGAGAUCAAAACUCUGCACUCGAAGCAAAACUUGCGAGAUCUUCUAAACGGAAUCGGGAAAUGGAAGUUCAACUGAGCAAUUUUGAUCCUCUUAUAAAACAUAUGGAGGAAGAAGCCGUUAAGUUAGAAUUAGAAUUGAUGUGUCAGAGGGUAGAACCGAACACUGAAGAAGUUGAAAAAUUGAGAAAACUAUAUUCUGAUCAGCAGUCUGAGUUGGAGAAUAUCGAGAAAGAAUCCAAAGAAAACAAAAAACGUAUCGAAAAUCUUGAAAUGGUGUGUGAUCAAUCACGAUCUGAACUCGAAUUGGUUAGGAAACACAAUAAAGAGCUGGAGGAAGACUUGAACACUGAACGAAAUAAAAACUUUGAUGUUGCCCGACGCAUUAAACAAGAAACUGAUAAAUUAAGAAUUACCGAAACCGAAAAGAAUAAUUUACGACAACAGUUGACGAAAACUGAUGUAGAUUUGAAGCGUUUGCGUGAUAAAGUCGAAAAUUUAGAGACUAAAACUGCGGAAUUGAGCAAAGUUCGCUCGGAAUUAAAUGAAGUGCACUCAAAAUUAAAAGAUGCAGAAACCCAAAAAUCACGACUUCAACGAGAAAACAACAAAAUUCCAAAUUUGGAAAGCGAAAAGUCACAAUUGCAGAACGAAAACAAGCGGCUACGCGGUGAAUUGGACGGCGAAAAGACCAGGAUAAAAACGGAACUUGAUAAAUUACGUGAAGCGGAUAAAGAAAAAGCAAAAAUGUUAGAAAAGAUUAACAAUCUUAAAAAUACAGAGAUAGAGGCAAACCGUUUACGUAGUGAAUUAUCCGAACUAUCAAAUGAUAAGUCGCUUUUACAAACAGAUUUGCGCCGCGUCGAAGCAGAAAAACUGCAGUUGAAGGCCGAAAUUUUGCGUCUUACAUCUCUUCAACAACCACAGCAACAACACCCGACUACCUUUUUCCCAUCGCUAUCCCACAUUAACAAUUAUAAUUCUCUUCCACCGCCGAUAUCACAAACUACUUUUACUCAGCAAACACCGAUUGUUUCACAACAACCUGUCAGUUAUAACUAUUUGCCAAAUAACAACAACAUUAGUAAUAAUGUGCAAUCAGAAGCUAUCGCUAUGGUUAUUCCCACAAUUAAUUCCCAAACUCCUUUUGUUAACAAUUUCCUUCCCACUACACAAGGUGAUGCUAUCCCAUCUAUCAAUACUGCUGACGCAAAUCCUGUUAUUGACGAACGGAAGGAUCAACUAUUAUCCGAAACUAAUCCUGCAGUUAAAGUAAAUCCACAAACGCCAGUCAAUGGAAGAAAAAGCAAGUCUGGUUCUCGAAACCACAGCCGUAAAAAUUCACGUCAAACAAACGCAAAUAAUCAUAAUAAGAAUGUUAAUCAAAAGCAAAAAGGUCGAAAACUUUUAAAUCAUGAAAAUGGUUCGUCUUCUAGUGCAACGGCUGCUACAUCAACGAACAAUAUCACUGCUAAUGAACCUUUAAAUACCGCUGUACGCGCCAAAAAUACCUGGAAAAAGGGCAAUCUCGUGAAUUCCGCGUGGUGGUCUGAAGAGAAAAUAAUUCGAAAUUAA
Ambispora gerdemannii is the source of this 3624-nucleotide messenger RNA. The record is from the annotation of a GenBank genome assembly. NCBI's taxonomy places the organism in Eukaryota, Fungi, Glomeromycota, Glomeromycetes, Archaeosporales, Ambisporaceae.